GGCAGUGCUACUGAAAUUUUGAAACUUGUAAGACUCAGAUACAAGAAGCAAGGCACGCAUCGGUCAUUCCUGGCUUCUCACUCGUUUGCGAGGGAUCGGAUUCGUCGGUACUAAUCACUCAAUAAUGAUCUCAGGGUCAGGACACCCGAAUGUCGCCUCGGCAGGUACCGUUAUCCUCGAUUACCCUGAUCGAGAGACCGUGAAAUGUAUUCGAUCUGAGUGGUCCAGCUUUUCGUCAGUGCGUUUAUAUGUCUUCGGAUGUGUUUUUUCAAUUUUUUUGAAUGAGGAAUUCCAACGAAGAGUAGAUCUUUUUGUCGCUGAUUGCUUGCUUAACCGUCAUUUAUUUUUGAUGCAGGUUCCAAACAGCCGUGCCCAAUCGGCAGCCUUGCCGCAGUCCAGACCGAGGAACCAGAACGUUGUGACGGAACCUUUCGGAAAAAUAUAAGUGAAUGCAUCUCUCUUCGGAUUGAUAUUACCACCGUUGUCAAUUAGACGUUUGAAAAAGCGCUCUCCCCAAAGACCGGACAU
Messenger RNA from Guyanagaster necrorhizus, 528 nucleotides. RefSeq lists its product as uncharacterized. NCBI's taxonomy places the organism in Eukaryota, Fungi, Basidiomycota, Agaricomycetes, Agaricales, Physalacriaceae. The transcript has a single exon. The coding region runs from base 125 to 445 and encodes 106 amino acids. The record is from RefSeq and is a predicted model, not a curated record.